CCCUUCCCAGCUCCGUUCCCUUGGCUGCCCCAUCCCACUGGAGCAGCCCCUGGGGCUCAGCUCGGGGCUGAGGGCAGGUGCAGCAUCCAGGGCUCCUGGGACACCCACCUGAGCCUGUGCCCCGUUUUCCAGCCCUUUCCUGGCUCAAAUCCCUUUUGCAUCCCACAGGAGAGUUCACCCCGGAAAUGCAGCUCCGGAUCCGGCAAGAGAUCGAGAAGGAAAAGAAGGUGGAGCUGUGGAAGGAGCACUUCUUUGAGAGCUACUACGGGCAGAGCUCCGGGCUGAGCCCCGAGGAGUCGGAGCGGCUGACGGAGGCAGAGCCCGCCCGGCCCCGCAGCCCCCCGGGCCCGCAGCGGGAGCAGGGCCGGUCCCCGGCAGAGCCCGAAGCACGGCCGGGCCCCGGGGCAGGGCCUGGAACAGGAACAGCACGGGAGGGAGGAGAGGUCCCGCAGCCCAAGGCAGCCGGAGCAUCCCCGGAGCGACGGGCGGCCAGAGCCGGGGAGCGCUGCGGGCCCGGCCGGGACAGAGCCCGAGGGGACGCCCUGCCCGAGCCUCCCUGCAGAGCCACCGGCCACGGGACACACGAGCCGGGGAAACCCGGGGAGGGGAAGGAGGCUCCGGGGGCCCCCGGCAAACCAAAGAGCCCCGAGGCGGCCGAAGGAGCCAAGCCACAAAGCCCCGCGGCAGCCCCGGACGCGAAGGGCCCCGGGAGCCAGGCCAUGGAGGUCGGAGUGGAGCCCCACAAGAGGAAAUCGGAGAGCGGGGAGGCAGCUCCGGGCUCCCCCGAGAAGAAGCCCCGCGUGGCCGAGCCCUUCCAGCAGCAGGACUUUCGGAAGCAGCCCUUUCCCGGCACGGUGCCGCGGGUGCCCCCGCUCAAGAUUCCCGUGUCCAGAAUCUCCCCGAUGCCAUUUCCUGCGGGCCAGGUCUCUCCCAGGGCACGCUUCCCGCUGUCCCUCAGCAGUCCGGGCAGGACAGGGGCCAGGACCUUGGCCGACAUCAAGGCCAGAGCUCAGCAGGCCAAGGCUCAGAGGGCAGCGGCCGCCGCCGCCGCCGCCUCGGCCGGGGGAGCCGUGCCGGGGCCCGGCCCGGGCGGGGGGAGACCCCCGGGCAGGGGGGCAGACGGGAGAGACCCCGGCGGAGCCCCCCAAAGCGCAACUGGAGCAAACGCACUGGAACUGGCAGGAACUGGAAGCGGGGGAGGUUCGAGAAGGUUUCUUCCCCAUUGCCCGGGGCCCCGUGGCCAGGUGGAGAGGCAGGCGGAGCCGGGAGCUGCUCGCCAUCCUCCUGGAGCACAGCUACAGCCAGGGCCCCGGGCGGCAGCCCCGGCGCUAGGGACGGCCACGGGGGGCACGGGGGGCACGGGGGGCACGGGCUCCGGCAGCGGAACCCCGGGAGGCACCGGCUGUGACCCCUCCAAAAGCCAAUCUCCUUCCCCGCUGCUGUCCCCGCUGCCAGCCACGGGCCCCGGAGCCGUGGCCGUCCCACCGAGCAGCAGCUCCUCAGCAGCACCCAGCCUUAAAUCCGCUGCCGGCGGGGCCCUGCCCAGAGCCAGCUCCAGCAUUCCUGCCAACAACCCUUUGGUCACCCAGCUGCUCCAGGGCAAGAGCGUCCCUCUGGAGCAGAUCCUGCCCAAGCCGCUCACCAAAGCAGAAAUGAAAAGUGUCCCGGUGGCUCCUCAGGAAGAGCAGGGGGCAGCAGCCCCCGGUGCAGCGGGGAACGGCGCCGAGGCGGGGGACAGAGCCUCGAGUUUGCCCCCGCAGCAGCUCGGGAAGAUCUUCUGCCAGAACAGGCCCCUGACCCACAUUCCAAGGACCUUCCCGCUCCCCUCGGGAAAGGAGCCCGCUCCUGAGCAGCAGCAGUGCCACGAGGCGCUGAGCAAAUCCACCCAGGAGCAGAUCCUGCAGACUCUCAUCAAGAGGGUGCAGAGGCAGAACCUGCUGCCCGUCCUGCAGCCCUCGCAGCUGAACCUCCCGCACUCAGGUUUCCCGGUGGAAAACAGCUCCACCAGCCAGAGAUUCAUGCUGGGCUUCACGGGCAGGAGGACGUCCAAGCCUGCCAUGUCCGGGCACUACCUGCUCAACAUCUCCACCUACGGCCGCGGCUCCGAGAGCUUGAGGAGAGGCUUCUCGCUGAGCGCCGAGCCCCGCCCGGGGCUGGCCGAGGGCGGCAGGGCAGAGCCCGGGGAGAUGAUGGGCCGGGACAGCAGCAGCAGCAGCAGCAGCGAGGAGGAGGCGGAUGAUGAGAGCUCCGGGGACGAGCGGGAGCGCAUCGGCGUCGAGGAGGAGCCGCGGGCGGGGCAGGGGGAGAAGGAGCGGGGCUCGCACGGCCGCACGGACCCCCCCGGCUCCCCGGGGGCGACGGCCGAGGGGCUCCCGGUGCCGCCGGCCGCCGGCCCCAAGGAGAAGGCGCCGGCGCUGGACGGCAGCGCGCUGGCCCGGGACCUGCUGCAGGCGGCGCAGGAGCAGAUGGCCCACGCCAUCAGGGGCAAGGGCCACGGCAGCACCGAGCUCUUCGGGGCCCCGUCCCCGGACUCGGCGCAGCCGCCGCUGCUCCCCGCCCCGCACCCCCCGAAGCUGCCGGGGAGCUCCGGGCCGCAGCUCCUGGGGCCCAGCUACAGCGGCACCAUCAACGUCUCCACCUCGCCCGACGUGGGCCAGGGCUCGCUCGUCACCGGGCUGUCCGACUGCAACCAGCUGGCCAGCUCCAUGGGCAACGUCAUGUCCUUCUCCGUCACCGUCACCACCAUUCCCACCGGGCAGGCCGUGAGCUCCGGCGGCCACGGGCAGAGCCUCCCGGUGCAGGCGUUCGCCGAGGACGGCGGCAUGGAGGAUCCCCCUUCCAAAUGUUACUGCAGGUUGAAAGCCAUGAUCAUGUGCAAGGGCUGCGGCGCCUUCUGCCACGACGACUGCAUCGGCCCCUCCAAGCUGUGCGUCUCCUGCCUCGUGGUGCGGUAACGGGGGCGCAGCACGGCUCCCUCGGGGGCUGCUCUCCGGAGUAUCUUGGGAAGAAACAGGAAUUUUACUGCCUUGCACAAGAGACACGUUACUGAAUCAGGAAUACAGAGUUAGAGUCCUUCUUUCAUUAACGAAAGAGCACCUUCUUGUACAGGGAGUCGAAAUUGCGCUCGACUACGUGAAUUGUGACAAGAGUUUGCACUUAAGGAAUUAUGUAAAUAUGCCACAAUAUUUUGUUUAAAGAUAUUUUUUCAGUCUUUUAGGA
This is a messenger RNA of Parus major (Great Tit), 3219 nucleotides long. RefSeq names its product ASXL transcriptional regulator 2 (gene ASXL2). The record is from RefSeq and is a predicted model, not a curated record. Gene Ontology annotation, molecular function: chromatin binding; peroxisome proliferator activated receptor binding; DNA binding. Bases 186 to 2954 code for a protein of 922 amino acids. Lineage: Eukaryota; Metazoa; Chordata; Aves; Passeriformes; Paridae. Gene Ontology annotation, biological process: animal organ morphogenesis; positive regulation of transcription by RNA polymerase II. The transcript is spliced from 3 exons. Gene Ontology annotation, cellular component: PR-DUB complex.